AUGUCCACGGUCCCCUACGCGGCCUUCCAUCCCAUCUUCUUCUUGCACCACUCGAACUGCGAUCGUAUCUAUGAGAAGCAUGUGCAGCUCGAGACCCCCGAGGAGUGCGCCUCGGAGUUCGCUCUCCGGCAGCAGGCCCUUGCGCAACAGGGCGAGGCGAAUCGCUUUCUUCGGCCCCUGGAACCUUUCAUGCACCCUUUUCCUCCGGAGAGGGCGAUGGUCCCGUCGGACACCUUUGAUACCAAGGCUCUAGGCUACGAGUACGACGAGCUGCCGCCAGACCCUCCCCUGCGAAUGAUGGAGGAGCCGGUCUACGUGGCGUUCCGCAACAUCAAGGUUCUGGAGCUGGAUCGGAAGAGCUAUGCCCUCCACAUCUUUCUGGUGGCCAAAGGCUCAGAGUGGGUGCCACCCAGCCGGCCGAAGGAGUUCAGGACCCGGCCCAGCUACGCUGGCGCCGGCGCGAUCUUUGGAGGGAGGGCCGAGGAGUGUCGCAACUGUCGCAGCCGCCCACCCUACGCUGUUAUGGUGGAAGUGCAGCAGACGCUACAGGAGAUGCGUCUCAGUCGCCACGAUGCCCAGAUCCAAGUGCUCUGUGAAGAUGAACUCGGCGUCCUCCUGCCUUUGGAAGAGACCCCUGUACCCCGACCUGUGUUCAUGGGUCCGUGGUUCGAGGAUCCGGACUCACCACUGGCCCUUGGCACCACCGGCAUUGAGGUGUUGCAGGUGCAGAAGGCGCUCGUCACACUGGGCUACCUUGCUGAGGAUCCCACCUUCGCCUCAGGGGUGUUCGAUGCAGCCACUGAAGAAGCCGUGAAAGAGUUCCAGCGAUUCAGUGGCCUCGCCCAGGACGGCCUCGUGGGGCCCGUGACCAAAGCGCAGCUCACCGCGCAGCGCUUCGACCGGCUCCCGGACGUUUCCUUGGGAGGACGGGCAGCUGACGUCGCUCAGACCAAAGCAGUUGGCGUGGGCUUCUUUGAACUUCGCCAAGUUCCAGAGUGA
Symbiodinium natans is the source of this 999-nucleotide messenger RNA. The record is from the annotation of a GenBank genome assembly. NCBI's taxonomy places the organism in Eukaryota, Dinophyceae, Suessiales, Symbiodiniaceae.